CAACUUUCAGCUCAAUAGAACAGCUGUCUCACAUAGCUCCUGUCACCUAACACAACACGAGAGUAAUGGCAAAUAUGAACCUCACAUUUGGAAAGAAGAUGGUGAUGGUUGUGAUGGUGUUGGUUUUGGCCGGCAUGUCUGUCGUUGUGUACAAAACUAGAGUGGAGGUUCAAAACAUGACUGGUUCAGUACGGAUUAAAAACUCGCAUGAAUUGGCCAUUGAAGAACAAUGGAAGACAGAUCGUUUCAGACGACAGAGGAACUUACUGUCCAGCACGCUAAACCACAUGAUGAUGUUGUACGGGCAACAGAGUUGUGAGAUGCUCAAGCUGAAGAAGGUGAACGACAUGGUGUCUGAGAACGGUGGAUGGUGUGCUGUAGCCAGUAGUCCAACAAGCAGCCAACACGUCUGGGAUGAGGGUUUCUCCAAAGCUCUUAGCACAUUCUUUAAAGGCAAGUCUGUUGGGAGCUUUGGCGACGGGCCUGGGGCCUACAAGAGACAUCUGGACACGCUGAAGGAGGUCAAGAGCUACACGGCUUAUGAUGGGGCUCCGUACUGUGAGCUCGUCACUAACGGAACGGUGCUAUUCCUAGACCUAACAGUUCCCCAAUACAACCUUCCAAUCUUCGACUGGGUCAUCAGUGUGGAGGUGGGUGAACACAUUCCGGCCAAGUUUGAAGAUAUUUAUCUGGACAACUUGGCCAGACAUGCCAGGGAGGGUAUCGUGUUGAGCUGGGCUGUGCCAGGUCAGGGCGGUCUGUCGCACGUCAACAACAAACCUCUAGAGGCCGUAGUGCAGCAGCUAAAAGUGCGUGGGUUCGAGAUCAACUUAGACGCCGGCGCACCUUUACGAGACAGCGCAGGAUCCAGUUGGCUCAAGAAAAAUGUCCAUGUAUAUUACAGACCUUCUCACAGUUUAGUUGCAGAAGACGAUGCUUAGAUAAAUAUACAUUGUAAUAUAUAAUCUAUUGUUGACUUUUUGAUCGUUUUAUUUGCUAAAUGAGCCUUGUAAACUAUUUGUAACUUGCUUUAAAAAAUUGUACAAACUAAAUAUUAAUUAUUUUUUGCUUAAUCUUAUAAUCCUAAUGUCCGAUGUUUGCUUGAAAUAUUCCUGUACAUUUAAUUCGACGUGAUAUUAUAGAUUUAUACCAUGAAUUAAAAUAGUUGAGGUUCCAAUGAUAUGUGUUAUGUAUGUUUAAUGACAUAGGGAUAUCACCUGUCAGUCUAGGUGGAAUGUAGAAUAAUUUAAAAUUCCAUUUAACAGAUUGUGAGUAGAGUUCAAUGAAUAUUUUC
Molecule: messenger RNA, 1294 nt
Organism: Physella acuta
Lineage: Eukaryota; Metazoa; Mollusca; Gastropoda; Physidae
Source: RefSeq, a predicted model, not a curated record